GAAAGAUGGACCAUAAAUCUUGAUUUUUUUUUGUCAUAACUCAUAAAUAUCGGUUUUGUGUAAUACCCAUUUGAUAAAGUUUGUAACUUUGAAAGAAAAAAACUGAAAAAAAAUGUCAUCUUCAUCAACUUCAACUUCAAAUUCAUCACAACCAACAAAACCACCAAUCUUGAAAAAACCAACCACACAACAACAGCCAUCACAUCCAAAACCUUAUUAUGUACUAAAACAAAAGACCCCAAUACUUCAACAGUUGUACACAAUUGGUAGAAAGUUAGGCCAAGGGCAGUUUGGUACAACUCAUUUAUGCACAGAGAAAUCAAGUGGGAUUGCAUAUGCUUGUAAGUCAAUCCCAAAGAAAAAACUGUUGUGUAGAGAAGAUUAUGAAGAUGUAUUGAAAGAGAUACAAAUAAUGCAUCAUUUAUCUGAACAUAAUAAUGUUGUGAGAAUAAAAGGGACAUAUGAAGAUGCAUUAUAUGUUCAUAUUGUUAUGGAAUUAUGUGCUGGUGGUGAGUUGUUUGAUAGGAUUGUUCAAAAAGGUCAUUAUAGUGAAAGAGAGGCUGCUAAAUUGAUAAAAACAAUUGUUAGUGUUGUUGAAGCUUGUCAUUCCUUGGGUGUUAUGCAUAGAGAUCUUAAGCCUGAAAAUUUCUUGUUUUCCACCACUCAUGAAGAUGCUACUCUUAAAGCCACUGAUUUUGGCUUGUCUGUUUUCUACAAACCAGGUGAAACAUUCUCUGAUGUAGUUGGAAGCCCUUACUAUGUUGCACCAGAGGUUCUGCGUAAGCAUUAUGGACCUGAAUCUGAUGUUUGGAGCGCAGGGGUAAUUUUGUACAUCUUACUGAGUGGUGUUCCCCCCUUUUGGGCAGAAACUGAAAUGGGCAUCUUCCGUCAGAUAUUACAAGCAAAACUUGAUUUUGAAUCCGAGCCAUGGCCAACAAUCACAGACAGUGCCAAAGAUCUUAUAAGAAAAAUGCUUGAUAGAAAUCCCAAAAAACGGCUUACUGCUCAUGAAGUUUUAUGCCACCCAUGGAUUGUUGAUGACACAAUCGCACCUGAUAAGCCCCUUGAUUCUGCUGUAUUGUCCCGCUUGAAACAGUUCUCUGCAAUGAACAAGCUAAAAAAGAUGGCUUUACGGGUGAUUGCUGAGACGCUUUCAGAAGAAGAAAUUGGUGGAUUGAAGGAGUUGUUCAAAAUGAUAGACACAGACAAUAGUGGAACGAUUACAUUUGAAGAACUAAAAGAGGGACUGAGACGUGUGGGUUCUGAACUAAUGGAGUCGGAGAUCAAGGACCUAAUGGAUGCUGCAGAUAUAGACAACAGUGGAACAAUCGAUUAUGGUGAAUUUCUUGCUGCAACUGUACACUUGAACAAGCUGGAGCGAGAGGAGAAUCUCGUGUCUGCAUUUUCGUUCUUUGAUAAGGAUGGGAGUGGUUACAUAACGAUUGAUGAACUUCAACAAGCGUGUGAAGAGAUGGGUUUAGGUGAAGUCCACCUUGACGAGAUAGUCAAGGAAAUUGACCAAGAUAAUGAUGGACAGAUUGAUUAUGGGGAAUUCGCUGCUAUGAUGAGAAUGGGCAAUGGUGGAGUUGGAAGGAGAACCAUGAGAGGGAAUCUGAACCUGGGUGAAGCUCUAGGAGUCCUGCCACCAGAAACGACUCUCUAACUAAAUGCAGUACUUAUAAACUAUAAUUAAAGCAAUUACCUCUUUCAUACUAAUCGCCGGAGUAUUUUGGUAUUGGUUAGAUUGAAGAACUAAUUAUGGAUGGUUUCACUUUAAACUUGAAUAUUUAACUUUGACUCAAAUCUUGAAUUUGAACUAUGAAUUAUGCUGCA
Erigeron canadensis is the source of this 1833-nucleotide messenger RNA. RefSeq names its product calcium-dependent protein kinase SK5-like. The record is from RefSeq and is a predicted model, not a curated record. Gene Ontology annotation, cellular component: nucleus; cytoplasm. The coding region runs from base 113 to 1663 and encodes 516 amino acids. Lineage: Eukaryota; Viridiplantae; Streptophyta; Magnoliopsida; Asterales; Asteraceae. The transcript has 7 exons. Gene Ontology annotation, biological process: protein autophosphorylation; peptidyl-serine phosphorylation; intracellular signal transduction. Gene Ontology annotation, molecular function: calcium-dependent protein serine/threonine kinase activity; ATP binding; calcium/calmodulin-dependent protein kinase activity.